Molecule: messenger RNA, 582 nt
Organism: Ciona intestinalis (vase tunicate)
Lineage: Eukaryota; Metazoa; Chordata; Ascidiacea; Phlebobranchia; Cionidae
Source: RefSeq, a predicted model, not a curated record
AUGCGACCUAAAUAUGAUGUCGAUCAUUCAUAUACAUAUAAUUUUAAUCCGGAAAAAAACUGUCAAAUUGUUUGUGCCAUUUUUAUAUUUAUCAUUUUUAAUUUAUAUUUUGCUCUGUUCCUCUACCUAGUGGUAGAAGAAGCAAUUGCAGCUUGGAAGGAGAAGAAGGGGGAAGAUUUAAAAGAAGAGGAAGAUAUUUACACAUCAACAAAGAUCGAGAUUCCUAAUGUUGAUGAUCAAGAAAGUUUCCAGUUCCGAGAGGUCCAAACGCAAGAAGGGGCUCGGCCGUUCGUAGCUCACGUCCCUGUUCCCACGCAACAUGACGUAGAAGAAGCUCUUCUUAAACGGAAGAAAAUGGAAUUACUGGAAAGAUACGCGAGUGAAACGUUGCAAGCACAAAGUGCUGAAGCAAGGACAUUAAUGGGCGUAUGAUAAGAACGGGUUGCUAUUGGCCAGUUGUUGUUAAUGGCGGACAGUAAUGUCCGUAUUAUGGAACCCGGGAUGUUGCCUUUAUUUUUGUACAUCACGUUUAAACUCAUUGUAUAAUAAACGAAUACUAAAAUAAACGAUCAUCGCAGGGUA